Molecule: messenger RNA, 2051 nt
Organism: Brassica rapa (field mustard)
Lineage: Eukaryota; Viridiplantae; Streptophyta; Magnoliopsida; Brassicales; Brassicaceae
Product: indole-3-acetic acid-induced protein ARG7
Biological process (GO): response to auxin
Source: RefSeq, a predicted model, not a curated record
CAAAUGAAGUUCAAGAACUCUGACAGCAAUUUGAACUAAGCAAAAAAGUGUAGAGCAGUUUUUUAUUGCACAUCUAUCUAACUAUAGAGUGUGUGUUCGUACAAUUUCGUAUGAAAAUGCAACUUUAUGAGCAAAAAUGAUUGAAUAAUAGUACUGUAUCAUUUUAAAGUUGCCCAUAUCUCACCCCUUUUGGCUACCUGUCAUCUUCAAACAUUUAAUGAGGAGCUCUGAUAACUCUACCUCAUAUAUAUAUAUAAACCCAUUCUUCACCUUGUACUCUCAUCCAAAGAUACAUCCUCUCAUCACAACAUUCUAUCUAUCUUAUCUAUAACUUAUUAUAUAUCAAUCUUCUCCUCCUACUAAAAUGAAGAGCAAGUUCAUCAAGUCCUGCGAAAAGAAACUGAAAAUGAUGACAUGCAAAGUCAUACCCCCUUGUACGUUUUGCAAGACAUGCUGCCAAAGAAUUUGCUGGGCGUUCAAGAAGAAAGCUGAGGUGAUACCAAAGGAUGUCCCCAAGGGACACUUGGUUGUCUAUGUAGGUGAGGAGUCCAGGAGGUUUGUGAUAAAGAUCAGCUUGCUUACACACCCACUCUUCAAGGCAUUGCUGGAUCAAGCACAGGAUGCUUACGGUUUCAGUGCUGACUCCAGACUAUGGAUUCCAUGCGAUGUGAGUACCUUCCUCCAUGUUGUCCGUUGCGCUGGUGCUCCACGGCGUCAGAACAAGUGCAUGUGUAUCUAGGAAGGUUCUUGCACAGGGAACUCGAGACAUUCAUUGAUUUAUCCGGGCCCACGUUUCCCAAGAGAAUGUUGGUUAAUGCUAAGCUAUUGCACUACACUAAGAAUGUAAAACUUUUUGUAUUGAAUGUCAAUAAUUCAGCUGGGAGAAAAUGUUAUUAGCUAAAUGGCAAGCAAUAAACUCAUUUAAAGUUAUGUAUCAUGUAUCACACUUCUCCAUCUCCAAUGAUACACAUGAAGCCACUAAUGCCAGAGCUUGUUACUCAAUGGAACACAUAAAAACAUGAAAAGUGACUGAAGAAACAUACAAGAGAGAAAGCACAUAACAGUUCCACCUUCCCACACAUCUCAAGACAAAGGCCGAGCCAUCUUGAGAGCAUUGUAUUGCUCCGGGAACACGUUUGCAAAACAUAUGGCAGAUUCGGGCACGGGCAUGAAUGGAGAUGAAAAUCAACGUCUAUCUAAUCUAUUAAAUCUGAAGUACAAAAUUUUAUUUACCUAAUUUUAAGUGAUUUCUUACAUCUUUUUCACUCAUUUUUAAAGUAAUGUUAACCACUUAAUUUAUUAUAUUUUCCAACUAAUUCGACAAUAUUUAUUACAGAUAUAUAAAAUAAAACUUACAUAUUUUAAGUGUUUUAUUACAUUUUUUACAUAUUUUUUUCACUCUUUCUAAUUACUUCAUUAAUUAAACUUACCAUAAUAAUUUGAUAAAAUUUAAUUUUACGUGUUAACAAUAACAAUUUCACAAGUUUAAAUGAAACUGAUUCAUUUAUGAAAUAAUUCAACCGGUUAAUAUUUUUUUUAUUUGCGGAAUCAGUUAGACAUGGGUAUCAAUGUACUUUGUUGGAUAUUAUAAAUUUUCGGAUUGAGUUCGGACUCGGAUUCUUCCGGGUCCGAAUAAAAAUUUAUGAACCUAAAAAUAUCCAAAUAACUUAUAUUUUUAGGAAUAUCAUCAAAUAAUUUAUAAAAAAGGUAAAAAUUAACACAUGCACGCCAACAUUACUUACCUAAUUUUAAGUGAUUUUUUACAUCUUUUUCAUAAAUCAAGUCCAUAAUAGAAACCACCAAGUUUACAUAAAGAGAUGGUUUAGCUUUUUUUUUCAAUGAGAUGGUUUAGUUUUUGUCGGAGUGCAGUGUUUGCCUCUUAACAAUUUAGUACAGAUGAUCCAAAUGGAGAGAAAAUACAAAUAGAAUUUUAACUGAAUAAAAUAAUAACAAUACUUCGAAUACAAUUAGAGUUUGAAACGUACUUAAACGAAGAGAAGAUUCUAACGCCUAUUGGGAAAGGCAAAAGAAACAUACUCCAUUUUAGUAAU